UUCAUUUAACAAAAAUAAGCAAAUUUUUCGUUUUUUCUCUACUUUUUUUUUUGCCAAAUUUCUGUGUGAAUUUGUGUAUAAAGAAUGGCCAGCUCGAAUGUGUCCGACUGGGAUGAGCCGCUGCCGACAUCGUCGAGCGAGGAGGUCGAGGAGGAGGAUCCGGACUACUGCAGUCCAACCAACCGCCAGCUCAGGCAGCAGGAGAACGUGGACAAGUUGCGUUCGUAUGUGCGCCGCAUGGCCUACCAGCCAUCCAUGCCGCCCAAGACACGACCCGGCGAUGUGGCCAGAUCGCAGCCCAAGAAGAAUCAGCUGAUCGACACGUACGCACAGUUCAAGGACUACUACAACCCAAAGCAGCGAGCAACGCGCAUCAAGCGGCUGCUGGGCAAGUACAAUGCCAUAACCACAGAACAGCUUGCUGAGGUACUCAAGAGCAAUGAGUCAAAGGAGCGGCGCAAGGAGGACUUCUUGAAGCGCAAGCAGGAGCUGUACUACAGCAUGCUGACCAAACUGGAGCGCCAGUGUCGCACACAGUACCUGAACGUGCUCAUCAAGAAGUUUGCCAAGUUCAUCACCCAUUUGGCCACCACAAUGCGCAUACCGCCGCAGCUGGUCGAUCCCUAUGCCCGCAUGCAGCGCGGCAUCUUCUGCAACGUGCUGCUGGCCAUCGGUGUCCAGCCUGCCUCCCAAUCGGCCAUCUACUACACCAGCGAGGAUGCCAUCGAGUAUGAUGUGUGCCAUCGCCUCGCUCACGCUCUGCUCAGUCUCGUGAUCAAGGCCUUGGACUCGGCGGCCGCUCGCGAUCCCAACGAGCUGGCCAAGUCCGUUGACUUGGACCUGGAGAUGGACAAUCACAUCAAGCGUCGCCUCAUGUGCGCUGCCGAGAAGAAGAUCACCUACGAGCGUCGUCGCAACAAGCAGACAUACAAGAAGAGCGUCAAAGAUAAGUGCCAAGUCCCCCAAUGCGAGUAGCCAGUAGUCUACAGGUUCUAGUCUCAGGUUCUACAUAUAUUUAGUCCAAUGAUAUGAGCAUCGAUCAAGUCUUUAGGUUUCGACACACAAAGCUGUUUGUGGGAUUCGGGGUGUACGCCUCGCAGUAGGGCACUUGCCAGACGCCAGCUUUUGUCUUGUGAACGCACAAUGAUCCUUCCGAAUGAGCACCUUCUCCAGGAAGCCUUCGCUCAGCUGUCGGAACUGCUGCAGAUGUUGCCGGCACUCCAGGCACUUGCCCCAGUCGGCUGGCGGUCACACACAGCUGUUGUGGCAGCUGCUCGCCCAGCUCCUAGAGCAGGAGGCGCCAGCCCAGCUUCUGAUUUAAAAUUUGUAGUCUGUAAUUUUGUUUGAAAUCUGUUUGAAAUUUUCUCGAAAAUGUGUCUCAAAUAUACCGUAAUAUACCGAACAA
Molecule: messenger RNA, 1405 nt
Organism: Drosophila guanche
Lineage: Eukaryota; Metazoa; Arthropoda; Insecta; Diptera; Drosophilidae
Exons: 2
Coding region: 85-975 (296 amino acids)
Source: RefSeq, a predicted model, not a curated record